AUGUGCAACCUUUGGAUGAAGAACGCUUCAACGAAAGCUAUGGAGAGUAACGUUAUUCCACCGCUUGAAGCAGUAUGGAAUUUAGCAAGGAUCUCGCUUGGUGUAGAAGGCAUCGGAACCAAGAAUCUCAAAGUAGAGCAUUGCCAACCACUGUCGUCGUCAUACCUUCGUUACUGUGGUCCGGAUGAUCUCUUUCACCCUCACACUGCAUUUACUGCUUCCAUCGACUCGGCAUUUCUAUUUCUAUUGACCGUAAGAGGGGUCCUGCCUCUUCUUGCGGGCUGCUACGCUGGAUAUCCUUCACCGCUGAAUUCAGCAUACACAAUUAUCGCACCGGAGAAGUAA
Cooperia oncophora is the source of this 345-nucleotide messenger RNA. NCBI's taxonomy places the organism in Eukaryota, Metazoa, Nematoda, Chromadorea, Rhabditida, Trichostrongylidae. The record is from the annotation of a GenBank genome assembly.